AGUUCGAUACUGGACGUGGACACCAGCUGGCAGCCCUGUGGGCUCCUCGGCACCUCUCAUAACAUCUUGUGCGGGGGGCCAGUCUGCAAAAUGCUUAAGCAGGUCAAACAGUUUCUGCAAGAAAAUAGACAGGAAGUCGUUGCCAUCAACUUUAACCACGAGAUGCAAGACAUGGACAGAGUUAUGCCAGCUUUACUGCGUCAAGUGACCUCCCAGCUGGGUGUUUAUGUCAACACCGGGUAUCGUGAUGGAGGCACCUGGCCUACCCUGGGGCAGGCUGUUCUAUCCAAUAAACGUCUCUUCGUUUUUAUCGACAAGCGCGUGGCUCAGUUUCCAGAGUACGCCACCGCCAAGUGGAUUCACUCUGAAGACUUGCUGAAGAGUACCUGGCGAUCGGACACUGCUGUUACAGCGACUGACUGUCAAGCGGUGCUGCGGGCUGUGGAUGUCCAGUGUCAACAGAAGGCUCGGGAGCCCAUCUUGGAAGUAUCUGUGUUUGGUUCUUCUUUGAUCUGCGUGUCCUCCAUAGCCAAGGCCUGCCAACCGCUGCUUCACCAAGUCGCUCGUGCAUGUGCCACCACAGACAUGCGCAGAACAAGCGCCCAACGUCUUGCUGCAUCUGACUAUCCGGAGAUGGCGCCUCUGAUCGCCAGUCAGUGGGUGUCAGCAGCUUUUCACCAAAACCUGCGCAAUCUGGCCCAGCUGUCAAGCCACGUGUGUCAGGUGUCGGUGGAUGCUGUCACGUGGGACGGUGACACAAGUGACACAUACUUCUUCUCCGGCGACCGCGUGCUUACCUACAGCUGGCAGACCGGCCUACAAAAGUCUGCUGGGACAUCGUCAGACCUCCGACUUCCGGCCAACGUCGAUGCUGCCUUUCUGUCUACUAGUGGCCUUGUCUGCGUCACUAGCGGAUGUGACGUUACAUGUCGACACAAGCUUACAUCCGGUUCUGUGAAUGUCACGAAUCUCAAGGACAUGGGGUUACCUUGCCAUGUCAACGCGGCAUUCACUAAAGGGAACAAUACUUUUUUUUUUAAAGAAUGCCAGUACUGGAGGUCAUCUCAAAAUGUCUCUGACAUUGGUCCUCGACCAGUCACUGACUUCGGACCAUUGCCCUGCAACCUGACUGCGGCCUUUGUGGACCGGAAUGGUAUUUCGACUUAUUUCUUCAAGGGUGGGAACUAUUGGAACUACACAGAGGAGAGUGGCUUAUCCGGCCCAGCUGAUAUUCUGGAUAACUGGUCCCUUGACCUUGUGCACUGUUCCCCUUUCAGGCUCUAGCUGGAAACUCAAAAGCUUAUUGAAAAAAAUAUCGUGGAAAGAGUCUUGUGGAAUGUGCACGCAGCUUGAAUACUGUACUUGGAAAUGUUGCUUUUUGUUUUGUCUUUAGAGUAGACUGUCAAAGAUGACACAUGUACCGAUGUUUAUGAAUUAAACGUUUCUUUGACACGAUGUGUCAUGAAUGUCAAGACACCUUCUGUGUAUAUCCAGCUGCAGUUACAGACUGUAGGGUUUAGGGUUAACAUCAAAGUAAUAAGACUUAAACUCUUUCUGAAUAAAGUGAUUACAAACACACAA
Messenger RNA from Pomacea canaliculata, 1581 nucleotides. RefSeq lists its product as uncharacterized. The transcript is spliced from 5 exons. The coding region runs from base 91 to 1284 and encodes 397 amino acids. NCBI's taxonomy places the organism in Eukaryota, Metazoa, Mollusca, Gastropoda, Architaenioglossa, Ampullariidae. Gene Ontology annotation, molecular function: phosphoric diester hydrolase activity. The record is from RefSeq and is a predicted model, not a curated record. Gene Ontology annotation, biological process: lipid metabolic process.